Molecule: messenger RNA, 1266 nt
Organism: Aspergillus affinis
Lineage: Eukaryota; Fungi; Ascomycota; Eurotiomycetes; Eurotiales; Aspergillaceae
Product: cell wall glycosyl hydrolase YteR
Exons: 4
Coding region: 1-1266 (421 amino acids)
Biological process (GO): carbohydrate metabolic process
Source: RefSeq, a predicted model, not a curated record
AUGCUACCUUCCAAACCCUCCCUACCAUGGCUUUUAACCAGCCUUCUCAUUCCGCUCUGUCAGUCGGCACCCCAUCCUUCGGGAUGCCGACCAGCUGAUGGCUCGUACUCGGCGUGGAUGGCCGACAGCGUCAUCACCCGUGGACAGGCCAUCGCACCCGCUGGCAAGCCCGAAGCGUCGAUUGCCUUGCAGAUAGGGUUCUUUCAGACUGCGAUCUUGCAGUUAUUGGAUCGCCAUGACAGCUCUGUCCCUUCGUGUCAAACGACCCGCUGGGAGGAGUAUCUCACGAACAGCACUGCGAGUAUCGCACCACUUCUGGGGAAUGCGUCGCAAGACACGCAGUUGUUCGCACUUGACAGGCUCUCAACCUUUCGGGGUCUUUUACACGACUAUGAGAAGACAAACAACACAAUCGACAAGAAAGCCAUAGAUUCCUUAAGACAGUCGAUCGACCUCCAACCAACCAAUGAAUAUGGAGGCCUAUGGUACUUCACCUACCCUAACUGGAGCUACCUCGACGGCAUGUACUCUCUCAUCCCGUUCAACUGGCUCUACGCGAUGCGAUUCGACCCCCCCAGCACCGGUGCCAUCGUCGACCAAAGCAUCCGCGAACUCGAUCUUCUCUGGCAGCACUGCUACCACAACAGCACCGGCCUUCUGGUCCACGGCUACGAUGGGUCCAAGACAGCCGUGUGGGCUAGUUCUCUCACUGGCGCGAGUCCGAUCGUCUGGGACCGCUCGUUAGCGUGGUAUUUUAUGACGCUUGUCGAUAUGCUUGAGCUACUUAAGUUGAAAGGAAGCCCCGGGGCUGCGGAACAGCGAUAUACGCGUUAUCUGCGCGGUCGAUUAUCUGCCUUGGCGGAUUCAGUUAUGGCGGUCGCGGAUACUAACUCGGGCUGCUGGUGGCAGGUCAUGACUGCUCCGGGACAAGAGGGGAAUUAUAUCGAGUCGAGUGGAUCGGCUAUGUUCACGUAUGCCCUGUUGAAGGGCGUUCGGCUGGGGCUCCUUGACUCAGAACGUGUUUCCGGAUCGAAGAUUGUGGAGUUGGCAAGCAAGUGCUACGGAUACAUGGUCAACGAAUUCGUGGUAGAGGAAGGCGAUGGAACGCUUGGAUAUAAUGGGACUGUCGCUGUCUGCAGCCUGAAUUCUUCGGCAACAUAUGAGUAUUAUGUGAAUCAGCCGUUGUUAUACAAUAGCGUUCAUGGCACUGCGGCGUUUGUUUUGGCGAGUCUGGAACAUGAGAUGUUGGCGAAGACUGCACAGUGA